AUGGAUGCAGACCCGGCUUCCAAGUCAGAGCCGUCCCUUGCUCAGGAUGCCCAACCAAUGCGGCCAGCGAGAAGACGUGUGAACUCAGACGACACAGAGCGUCCACCUUCUGCCCAGCGUUCGCAAGAUGAGGUCGAUGGCCAAGCCGAUGCGAACGCUGGAGAGCAAACAGAGGAUGAAGAUAGUGACCCUGCAGGAAGAAUCGAGGAUUUUGACUGGGAAGAUCUCCACAUUCGGUACCACGAGGCUAUGAAUGGUUGCCACGACGAAGAGUCGGACUUGAUGCAGGAAUGGGAAAGUCUUAUGGCUUACUUCCGUAUCUGGGCAAAUUCAGGACUUGAGCAUGAGACUGGUCGGACCUACUCAAGGCUUCGUACACGCAUGGCUUAUGUUCAGAACGCUGAAGAAGAGUUAGAGAAGAAGCGAAAUCACUACAUCAGCGUGGUCAAAGCCUUCGAGAGUGCGCUCAACCUCCUCAAAGCCAACGGCAUUGAUCGUUGA
This is a messenger RNA of Alternaria burnsii, 501 nucleotides long. RefSeq lists its product as uncharacterized. The transcript is spliced from 4 exons. The record is from RefSeq and is a predicted model, not a curated record. The coding region runs from base 1 to 501 and encodes 166 amino acids. Lineage: Eukaryota; Fungi; Ascomycota; Dothideomycetes; Pleosporales; Pleosporaceae.